Stegostoma tigrinum is the source of this 1262-nucleotide messenger RNA. Its product is annotated as hemagglutinin/amebocyte aggregation factor-like. The coding region runs from base 440 to 1024 and encodes 194 amino acids. The transcript has 6 exons. NCBI's taxonomy places the organism in Eukaryota, Metazoa, Chordata, Chondrichthyes, Orectolobiformes, Stegostomatidae. The record is from RefSeq and is a predicted model, not a curated record.
UGAGUCAGGAGGUUGUAGAUUCAAAUCCCACUCCACAGUCUCUGACCUAACCUAGGUCAGGCCAGGCAGUUCUUGUGGUGAUGGACAGCCACACUGUUGGACGGUCAGCGUCGAGGGAAUGGACACUGUCGGAGGGUCAGCGCUGAAUGAACCCUCCACUGUCGGAGGGCCAGCGCUCAGGGAGAGCUGCACCAUAGGAGGGCCUGCGCUGAAAGAGCAGGCACUGUCAGAGGGUCAGCGCUGAGUGAGCGGGCAGCAUCAGAGGGUCAAUGCUGAGUGAACGCUGCAUUAUCGAAGGGUCAGCGCUGAGUGUGGGCACUGUCAGAGUGUGAACACUGACGGAGCGGGCACUGUCAGAAGAUCAGGGCUGAGGGAGUGGGCGCUAUCGAAAGGAAGCAGAAACCGAAAUGAGUACAGAAUUGGGAUCUGAAUCGAGCACAUGUGGAACCAACGUUUGGACAGGACAAGAGAUCAUCAAGGUCCAAAAGGUGCUUCGUUGCCCAGUGGCCAUUUAUCAACACCUGUGCCUGAGUGCAGGAAUGUAGCAGAGAAACGAUGGCUGGUUGAUGACAUGAAUGGAAUGAGCUAUGUUUGUCCUCAUGGGGGAUCCAUUUCAAUAAUCGUAAGCCAGUUCAACAACAAGACCAAUGAGCGAGUCUGGGACUUUGCCUGUAAGGCCACCUUCAGAGGGAUCAUCAACUGCAGUUGGACUGAUUACGUCAACAAUUUUGAUGAAGGCAUCAACUUCUCCUGCCCUUCUGAGGCACUGAUUUGCGGGGUGGAAAAUCUCCGACUUCCGAAGCACAGGGACCGGAAGUGGAAGUUCUACUGCUGUGGCAAGUACACCUUGUGUUACGCAAACUGUGUGUGGACCGACUAUGUGAAUGAGUACAAGGAAUACUUCAGCUGGCUUGUCCCAGAAGGUUUUUACCUCGUGGGGGCUGUACGUUACCAUGACAGCGACAAACGCCGUUGGCAGUAUCGAUACUGUGCGAUGUUUCCCACUGUCCUGCCUACCGUAUGAUUGCUUCAUGGGGCCAAAGUUGCAAUAAAAAGAUUGAUGAGUCCAUUGUAGCUGGCAAGUCCCAUCUUGAUUUAUCCCUGUCACCUCUGCGAAUGACACCUCGCUGGCACUGAUGGACUCGGUAUGGACCAGGAGAGGUGGCACUCGACAGGGUUGGGGGAAUGGGUGACUGAGAGAAGGAGGAUAGGCCAUGAAGGGCUGGGGGGCUACUGUCAGUGAGAGAUGAGCAGUUAGAGAU